Ilex paraguariensis (yerba mate) is the source of this 1086-nucleotide messenger RNA. The record is from the annotation of a GenBank genome assembly. NCBI's taxonomy places the organism in Eukaryota, Viridiplantae, Streptophyta, Magnoliopsida, Aquifoliales, Aquifoliaceae.
AUGGAGUUGCCAGAAAAUAUUAAGAUAGUUAUGUUGGGAGGCAAUGUGAGUGCUGCAUUUGAGUUGAUUUCCCCAGUUCCUCUCGAAGCAGAGAGGUUUGUGUGCGUCAUGGGACAAUCAGACCCAUCUUUUCUAGUGAAUGCUUCAUCUGCUCGGCAGUGCUCCAUCUGCUUGGAAGCUGUUGUUGAUAACAAUGGCAGAUCAACAGCAAGGCUUCAGUGUGGCCAUGUUUUCCAUCUGGACUGCAUAGGUUCAGAGUUCAACGUUAAAAAGGUCAUGCUGUGCCCAAAUUGUCGUGUAACUGAGGAAGGCGAAUGGCUCUUUGCUGCUGGAGGUUUCGAGCAAAGCAUUUACAACGACGAUGUUGAUGAUGACGACUUUUAUUAUCUUGAGCAGCCCCCUGACGCUCGGUGGUGGAAUUACAAUGUAUUCAAUGGAGCUCCUUUUCCUUUAGGGGAUAUGGUGGCACCCCCAAAUAGGACUUCAGACAUUUUCACAGUUUCCGGCCGUCGGGAUAACGGUUCCAGGGCGGCGCCUGGGUUUGCCGUGCCAGCCUACGUCCGUGAUAUUCGUCUCAAUCAACACGGUUGGAAUUUUCCACCAGCCACAUUUGCUCCGAUGAGCAACACUGUGCAUCCGGCGUCCUUAGCGCACCCUUUCAUCUUUGGUAAUGGCUUAUCUCGUCCCGGCAACAAUGGUCUACCUCAUGGCAGAGCCCAAGUUCUUCAACAGCAACAACUCCCUAACUCACCAUCACCCGUGGUACGUGCUUCAAUGUUGGCACGCCAGAGGAGGAGCACUUCCGGUAACCCCGGGGUCAUCAAUGUGCCAGGACCUUCGUUAUCGUCAUCGCCAUUAUCAUUGUCAUUGUCAUUAUCAUUGUCACCUAAUUAUCAGUCAGGUGGCUUCACCAUGGUGCCAAUAUUGUCCGAGUUUAUUAGGGAUAAUGGAUUGAGUCGUGUCAAGUUGCCUCACACCUUUGGUGGCCAUGAUCAUGGUAAUUUACAGCAGGAGGAAGCAGAUGAGGCUAUUCCAAUUGAGAAUGAGAAAGAUGAUUCUAGCUACUUCAUGUAUAAGUUUCUUUGA